GUUCGUUAUAAUUUAUCUUCUGAGGAUGCAUAUCUACUUUAUUACCUUCGGUGUAGAGGUUGGCUUGACCAUCUUGUUUUGCUAUAUGUUCAAUACUAUUGGCUGUAGGAAAAAUUGCCAUCGGAAUUUUAGUUAUGCUGACCACUUGGAUAUAACUAGAACCUGUUGCCUUCUGAAUCCUCCGAACAAAGUGGUACACAAUUAGGAUCUUUACAUCUGAGUUGUCUGUUUUCAGUGUUCCACAAUGGAUUGCUCUGUCUUUUUCAAGCUCCUUUGUUUCUUCCUACUUUUAGUUGGCAUGUCAGCAGCUGUUGUUGCGGAUGAUCGUAGGACAUACAUCAUCCACGUGGACAAAUCAGCUAUGCCUUCUCCUUUCCCAGAUCAUCAUAGUUGGUAUAUGUCAACUCUCUCAUCCCUGUCUUCGCCGAAUGGUGUUCUUCCAACGCAUCUUUAUACCUACAACCAUGUCUUGGAUGGCUUUAGUGCAGUGCUGUCUCAGUCCCAACUUGAUCAGCUGGAGAAAAUGCCUGGUCACGUUGCCACGUACCCAGAAACCUUUGGAAAGCUUCAGACUACACAUUCCCCGAAGUUUCUCGGCCUGGAACCAAAUGUUGGGUUAUGGCCCGCAGCCAAUUUUGGGGAUGAUAUGAUCGUCGGCGUUAUUGACUCUGGAAUUUGGCCGGAGAGUGAGAGUUUCAGAGAUGAUGAAAUGCCCCCCGUGCCAGAGAGAUGGCGCGGUAUUUGCGAGUCUGGUGUAGAGUUCAACUCUUCUAACUGUAACCGGAAACUCAUUGGAGCACGCUCAUUCAGUAAAGGGAUGAAGGAAGCAGGCUUGAACAUCUCCAAAACAUACGACUACGAUUCUCCGAGGGAUUUCUUUGGACACGGGACCCAUACAUCAUCGACGGCAGCCGGAAGCCCCGUGCAGGACGCCAGUUACUUCAAUUAUGCCAAGGGAACCGCGAUUGGAAUGGCACCGAAGGCCCGGCUUGCCAUGUACAAAGUGAUUUUCUUCAACACCACUUAUGAAGCCGCUGCAUCUGACACUAUAGCCGGCAUGGACCAAGCCAUAGCUGAUGGUGUCGAUAUCAUGUCAUUGUCGUUGGGUUUCAAUGAGACUGCUUUUGAACAAAACCCAAUUGCAGUGGCAGCUUUUACAGCCAUGGAAAAGGGGAUCAUUGUGGUAUGCGCAGCCGGAAAUCGUGGUCCUCAUGGUUUUACCAUCCUCAAUGGAGCUCCAUGGAUCACUACCAUUGGAGCGGGGACCAUUGAUCGAGAUUAUGCUGCCGAAGUGACACUUGGUGACUACGGGGACCUCACUGUCAGCGGAAAAUCUGUCUACCCAUUAGACUUGUUAGUCUCCAGAGUCCCUAUAUACUUUGGCCAUGGAAAUAGGAGCAAAGAAAUCUGCGACAACUAUUCUCUUGACCCUAAAGAUGUUGCCGGGAAGUACCUGUUCUGCGACUUCAGUGAAUCAUUCGGAUUUAACACGUUUGAAACAGACAGAGCUGGAGCUGCAGGAGCAAUCUUCAGUACAGACUCUGCCAUGUUUCUCUACCCAAGUGAUUUCAACAAUCCAUACGUGGCAGUGAUCCAAGAAGUCGGAAAUUCAAUCAAAGACUACCUAAUCAAAGCCAAGAAUACAACUGUCAGUAUUAAGUUUCAGCAGACAGUUUUGGGUACUAAACCUGCCCCAAUAGUGGCAAAUUUUUCUUCCCGAGGACCGGAUCGUAAAUCGCCAUGGAUACUGAAACCUGAUAUCUUGGCUCCUGGAGUUAAUAUUUUAGCAGCAUGUGCACCAAACAGAGGAAUUGCGCCGAUUGGAGAUGACUACGACUAUUUGCUUAGCGAAUUCGUGCUUCUCUCUGGCACAUCCAUGGCGUGUCCCCACGUAGCUGGUAUAUCAGCACUACUAAAAGCGGUACACAGGGAUUGGAGUCCGGCUGCCAUCAGAUCAGCAUUGAUGACCACGGCUUACGUGAUCGACAACAUGAACGGCACGAUCAUUGAUAUGACCACCGGAGUAGCUGGGACUCCACUUGGUUAUGGGUCAGGGCACGUAGAUCCUGUCAAAGCCAUAGACCCAGGACUUGUUUAUGACUUGGAGGCUCAAGACUACAUCAAUUACUUGUGUGCAAUGGAUUACACAAACCAACAGAUCAAGAUCAUCACCAAGAGAUCAAAUUUCAGUUGUGAUCAAGCUAGUCUUGAUCUUAACUACCCGUCUUUUAUGAUCCUCCUCAACAACACUAACACUACUAGUUACACCUUUAAAAGGGUGUUGACAAGUGUAGUGAAUAGUUCCUCGGUCUACCAUGCUGUGGUGAAUGCCCCAUCGGGCAUGAAAGUGGUUGUGGAGCCGCCGACGAUAGCAUUUGACGGAAAAUACAGCACAGCCAAGUUCAGCAUGACAGUAGAGGUUGAUGCUGGAGUUGGAGAUGUCAGAAUACAAAGUGAUUCUAUUGUGAAUUAUGGGUAUUUGAGCUGGAAUGAGGUUAAGGGCAAGCAUUAGUGAGAAGUCCUGUUGUUGCUGCUUUUGCACCUUAUCCAAGAGCAUGAAAGGUGUUGGAACUUAGAAUUGCCAAAAUGGUAUGUCAUAGUCAAAUUUUGACACCUUACAGUUCUAAAAGUUGCAAAAUUUUGCAACCAUGCUGAAAUGGGUGAAAUGAUGAUAGUUUUUUUUUCUUCUUUUUAUGUGUAAAAAACUAUAUUUGUGUGUGCCAUGUUAAAUUUUGCGUUAGAGAUGCUACAAGAGCAAGGGUGCCAAGAGAGUACCUUAAUUGUAUAUUAUUGUAUUUUUCUAUUUAUUGUUAUUAUUAUUAUUUU
Camellia sinensis is the source of this 2826-nucleotide messenger RNA. The record is from RefSeq and is a predicted model, not a curated record. Lineage: Eukaryota; Viridiplantae; Streptophyta; Magnoliopsida; Ericales; Theaceae.